Motacilla alba alba is the source of this 3852-nucleotide messenger RNA. RefSeq names its product protein phosphatase methylesterase 1 (gene PPME1). Lineage: Eukaryota; Metazoa; Chordata; Aves; Passeriformes; Motacillidae. Gene Ontology annotation, molecular function: protein methylesterase activity. The record is from RefSeq and is a predicted model, not a curated record. The transcript has 14 exons. Bases 61 to 1227 code for a protein of 388 amino acids. Gene Ontology annotation, biological process: protein demethylation.
CGGCGGGGGCGGCUCGGGGGUCCCGGUGUUCCCGGUGUUCCCGGCGCGUCCCCAGCUGUCAUGUCGGCCCUGGAGAAGCAGCUGCAUCUGGGCCGCCUUCCGCCUCGGCCCCCGCUGCCCGGCGGCGGCGGGCAGUCCGGGUCCAAGAUGCGCAUGGGCCCUGGAAGAAAGCGUGAUUUUUCCCCAGUGCUUUGGAGCCAGUACUUUGAGUCUAUGGAGGACGUUGUGGUAGAAAAUGAAACUGGCAAGGAUACUUUUCGAAUUUACAAAAGUGGCUUGGAGGGGCCUGUCUUGCUGCUGUUACAUGGUGGAGGCCACUCUGCUCUCUCCUGGGCUGUGUUUACUUCUGCAAUUAUUAACAGGAUCCAGUGUAGGAUUGUGGCCUUAGACCUCCGAGGCCAUGGAGAAACAAAAGUAAGGAAUCCUGAAGAUCUGUCUGCAGAGACUAUGGCAAAGGACGUGGGCAGCGUGGUGGAGGCGCUCUACGGGGACCUGCCGCCGCCCAUCAUGCUGAUCGGGCACAGCAUGGGGGGGGCCAUCGCCGUGCACACCGCCGCGGCCAACCUGCUGCCCAGCCUGCUGGGGCUCUGCAUGAUCGACGUCGUGGAGGGUACUGCCAUGGAUGCCUUGAACAGCAUGCAGAACUUCCUAAGGAGUCGUCCCAAAACAUUCAAGUCGCUUGAGAAUGCCAUUGAGUGGAGUGUAAAAAGUGGACAGAUAAGAAAUCUCGAAUCUGCCAGAGUUUCUAUGGUCGGUCAAGUCAAACAGUGCGAAGGGGCUGCCAGUCCUGAAUGCCCUAAAGCCAUAGUGGAGGGAAUUAUUGAGGAAGAGGAGGAGGAGGACGAGGAUGAGGAAGGAGGAGGCUCUGUCAACAAAAGGAAGAAAGAGGAUGACACAGAGACAAAGAAGGAGCAUUUAUACACGUGGCGAAUCGAACUGGCCAAAACAGAGAAGUACUGGGAUGGCUGGUUCAGGGGUUUAUCCAACCUCUUCCUGAGCUGUCCAACUCCAAAGCUUUUGCUUUUAGCAGGUGUUGACAGGCUGGAUAAAGAUCUGACCAUUGGACAGAUGCAAGGGAAGUUCCAGAUGCAGGUGCUCCCACAGUGUGGCCACGCAGUCCAUGAAGACGCUCCGGACAAGGUUGCUGAAGCUGUUGCAACGUUCCUGAUCCGUCACAGGUUUACAGAGCCCAUUGGUGGAUUCCAGUGUGUGUUUCCUGCUUGUUAAUAUCCUGGUGUUCUCCAGCACUGAUUCCCAUUGUAAAUAAACUGCACCAGAGGCCACUGUGAUGUAUCCAUAUCCUCUCAUCUCCCAGUCCAGCAGCAGUGAGAAGCUGGUGUGAGAUUCAUCCCCUAGAACUAGCUCUCCAGAAUAUCUAAAUUUUUAGGGACUUCCUUGCUGGGAAGCAGCUUCUACUGAAGACCAUGAAAAGCUCUUCAGGCCCUUGGAACUGGGAUCCUCUUCUCUGCUGCCACAAGGAAAGACCUCCUGGAAUCCCAUGUAGUCAAUCAUACCAAUCUCCACCAAUUCUCAGGCUUUUUUGGACCCAACUGCAGAAGGGCUGUUGGCAGUCCAGAUCCACUGAGGGCAUUGCAGCACAGCCAAAGGCUUCAGGAUUUCUCAGUGGAAUCACUGAAUCAUCCUGGAAGUGCCCGUUAGAUUUGGAUUUUUACAUACACUUUGUUCAGACGAGGAAUUGGCUUCAUUGGGAGCCCAGGUUUCAGCUCACCAGUGCCAGCCUCAGGGGUUAAGCUGUGGGAAAAGUCUGGAGGCCGCUUUUCUGGGCAAAGUUGGAUGGGAUUGUGGAUCAAAAAGGCGAGGGGGGACUGUGAGCUCCACUUCAGAAUCUUGCAGUUUGUCAGGAGCUCGUUUCAAGUCCUUUUUGGAAAGAAGAGCCUGAAUAACUCCAUCUACUACAGACACAUCCCAGGCCAGAGGACUCUGAACCUGCGUUUAUGGGGAAGACCCAAGAGCAGCAGGGACAAUGUGGUCAACAGGCAGUUUGGCUGUUUUCUGCCCUCGGAAUGUGUUUGUCCUUCCCUUCUUGUAGCUGCCACACACAGCUGGGCAGAGAUCAAUGCCUUUCGGAUGAGAAAAACAUGGAAUGGCCUGUAGGAAAAACCCUGGGAGAGCUUGGAGUCAGUCCUGCUGAGGUUGAUGCAGAGGCGUAGGCAGCUGUUCUCCCCAGUAUUAGAGGAAGGACCCUGUUUCCACUGUUGCUUCCUAGUUCAUUUUGCUGCCUGCCUUCCAGAAUUCCAUGUGCACAGAGAGCUUUUCUUCAGGGUUCAGUUAUCCACAGACAGUUCCUGGGCUUGCUUUCACCUAACAGUCACUUUUGAGUGUAAGAGCAGACAUGUUUUGGAGCAGUUUUCCUCAAUAUUUUGCUGGAGGAUGUGUGAAACCCCCUUUUUUUUGCCCGGUGUCCAUCACCCCUUGCUGCUGUCUGAUGAUUUUAACCCUGCUCUGCCGAGGCAAAGUCGUGUGGUGAUUUGGGAGCUGCCCUGUGCAUCCCAUGACAAGAGCCAUCAGGAAUCCUUGGCACUUGAGAGGUGCAGGUUGGACAAAGGGUUUAACCAUGGCCUUGGGCCCGGCGGAGCUCCACUUAGCUGUGAUUCACCGGGCACAGCAGCCGUGGUGGCCUUGCUCCCUGUCCCUUCCCUGACACAUCAGGUUGGGAAGCGCCUGGAUUAGAGACAGGAAAGCCUCAUUGCUGAGAGGAAUGCCCUCCUGGCACUUUGGCCAUAGCACUCAGGUGUGACAAGAGCAAUUGGUGGCUCUGUGCGCGUCCCUCUGUGAGUCACCGUGUUAAUGCAUUAAUUUGAUGUAGCGUCCGCCCUGAUCUAGUUCCUGAUGGAUUCAAUGGAUCUUCAGUAGUCAAGAUGCAAAAUAGUUCUUUUCCCAGCCGUGUCCCCAAAAUGGCCAAAAUUCUCUUUCACAGAAGACUCCUUUGUGCAGAUUGUCAGGGAUGAACUAAUCCAGCAUGUCUGUCCAGUCUCACUUCCCGGGAUCGUACUCAUGAAUGAUCGUGGUGAAGUCACAUUCCUCUGUGGUGAAGUAACUUGGAGAGUCUGACUUGGAGUGAUUCCUCACGUUGUCCCUUUGAUUUGUGAGCUCGUAAAAAAGCCCGACCAAACAGAACCCUCUGUGGAAAGCCAAUCAGUUUUGUGUUCUGCAGAAGCACCACUGGAAAAGGAAUGAUUUCUGAAAUCCUGUGGGCUGCCUGGGAUUCUGUUUUGCUGUUAACAUUGAGUGAGUGAAAAGAAAAUAAAUAUUUCAAGAGCCUAUUGAACUGACUGGUGCGUCGCCCCGUGCCAGCCCCCAGCCCUGCCGUGCCCUGCCUAGGGGGCUGUUCAGGGACUCAUGUGGGACUGGAUGGAAAAGAUGGAUUCCAGGGACAGCAGCAGCACUGUGGGGGUGGGUGGAAGGGAAAUUCCUUUCGGCUCUGUCAAGCCACGCACAUUUUUGAGACUGGACUUUUGUCCGAGAAGUAUUAAUGCUCCUGCUGCAGUUUCCAGGGGGCUGCAGGCUGGGAUAAAUGCAUUUGGUGAAGGAUACACAGGCUGUGGUAAAAGUAACUGCAGAGAGAAGGAGUCUUCUCUCUGGCUCACGAGAAACAGGGACACAGAGAAAUUCCUCCCUGAAACUCCCAGCUUUGCAUUUUUCCUGCAGCCUUUUGAUUAGUGAGAAACCUCUCUUGGUUUUGUUUCACUUGUUGGAUUGAGGAUCAGUGGCAACCUUCCCAAUGGAGGAUCCCAAGGUUUGGCAGGAGCAGGAGAUGCACUUUGGGGUGCUGGUCUGUCGCAGGCUUCAUUUCAAUUGAAUAAAUUAAAUAAAUAAAUGUCUGAGACCUAG